AUGGAAGCCGCUAUUAGAGGUGGCUUGACAUGUAGAGUAGCCAACGCCCACAGCGGCGCCAUCCACGAAAUAUCAGUCCCCGUAGACAGCGGAGACGACGCCUACGAGGCGCUGAGCCGCGCGGUCGAGAACGCGCUGGGCGGCGAGAAGAUCGUCCUCUACGGCCCGCCCUGGCGGAGCCUCGACGCCGCCGGCGCGCGCGCGGCGCUCGAGGACGCCCGGACGGCGUCGGGGGCCGCGCCGCCGCGGGUCGUCGCGUUCGACCCGGCUCAAAUACGGGGCGAGGCGACGCACGCGAGCUACGAGGCCGACGCGGCGGCGGGGCGCGCCGUCGAGGCGGGCGUGCGCGUGCCGCGGACGCUGGCCGAGGCCAAGGGCUGGGGUUUGGUGCGGCGCGAGUCGUCGGCCGACGCCGAGGCGGGCUCGUCGCCGGGCUCGGGGCCGCUGCAGCGCGCGCUCGGCGACUUCGCGACGCAGUUUCGGUUAAGACGCGCCCAGGGCACGACGCGGCGUCGACGACGUUUUGGGCGCCUUCAAACGCAUCGACGCGCCCCUCGAUGGCGUAUAUGUUGCGCGUCGAUGGCGUAGAGGGAGACGCCAAACCUACGCAGGUGAAGCCUACGAGCGCGCCGCGGCGGCGCGCGCGCACGCGUGCGCGGGCCUCCGCCAGCGCGCGGCGGUCCGCGACCUCGGCGUCCGGGCCGCGCUCGCGACGCUCGUGGACCACGCGGCGGCGCUGACCGAGGCGCACGACGCCGUGCGGCGGCGCGGCGCGCGCCACGGCGCCGCGCAGCGCGACGCGCUCGAGCGCUUCGAGGACGACCUCGACGUGCGCGCGCGGCGUCCGGUAUCAUUACGCCAUCGAUAGCGUAUAUUUCUCGCGUCGAUGGCGUGGAGGGAAUCCUCCCAUCUGACGCGACGCAUCGCCAGAGAUCGGAAAAAUCAACGCGCUGACGCGCAACACCGCGAGAGAAGAAAAAAAACAAGAACAAAAACACAGGCCCUCGACGGCGCGCCCCUGCACCCAUCAUUAGCCAAGGCCCUGGACGAGACGGCCGGCACGCAAACCGACGCGAAGACGCUCGCGGCGUGCGUGCCGCGCGACCGCGUGCGCAAGUGGGCGGAACACUGCGCGCGCGCGCUCGCCCAGUUCGAGGCCGACGGCGAUAGAAUAAGGGCCGUGGUCGGCGACGUCGCCCAACGCGUCGGCACGAGAGUGGGCGCGGCCGCGGCUCAAGCACGCGCGGACGCUUUGGACGCCGUCGAGGCCGACGCGGCGGUGUGUGCGGCACUAGCGCAGCGCCAGGCGGCCCUGGUCGAAGCUCUAGGUAGGGACGAGCGCGACGCUUCUGACUUGGUGGCGAAGCACUGCGUCGACGACCCGAGCGUCGGGGACCUCGCGGACGACCCUACUUCAUCGCCGCGGGCGCAGUUCGACCUCGACCUGAGCGGCGACAACGUGCUCAAAGGAAGCUUGUUGGACGACGACGACGACGAGGCCGAUGAUACUUUUGGGACGCCCACCAAGUCCUCGGCCGUCGCGCUGGACGCGUGUCGAGAGUUGCAGGCGCGCUGGGAGCGGCGGGAACGCUUGCUGCCCAUCAUCAAGGCCACGGAGCGUAGUAUAGCGCAGUGCGCUCGAAGCUGCGCGUCCCGAGCCGACGCCUUAGCGACGCGAUCCCUGGAGGAACUACGAGGUGUCGGCGAGCUCCAGACCACGAUCCACGACGCCCAGGCGAACCACCUCGAGACGCAUAGUGAUGCGUUGGAGGCGAAGGCUCGCGCAUUUGCCCAAUUGGACACGGUGCGCGCUUUACCUAGAGUGCACGCCGCAUUAUGUCUGGAAGUGGCGCGGCGCCGUUCCUACGGCACGGCCGCCGCGGCCGUCGUGCAAAAGGCGACGGAGGACGUGGCGCGGCUCCGGGAGGUGGAGACGAAGCGUCGAGCCAAGUUCAGCCGCCUCCACGGCGCGCGGCUGCCGCGGCCUUUGUUGAGAGCCGUGCCGGGUUUGGUCGACCCGCCGGCGCCCUUUACGCCGACCUUCGCGCCGGACGAGCGCGAGCUGCCGUGCAUCAGCGUCGAGGAUUUGAGAGAGGACGGCGCGCCGCGGCCGCGCGCCGAUUCCUCUGAUUCGGCCUUGGCGCCGCCGAACCAAGCGUCAUCACAUCAUUCUUCCGAUGUGGCCAUGGAGGAGAAGGAGGGCUCGAGCUCGUCGGACGACGACCACGACGACGACGACGAGCAGGCGCUGCGCGCGAAGUGCGCGCGCCUCGAGUGCGAGCUCGCGGCGCUGCGCGCGGAGGCCUGCGAAGAGAAGCCGCGCGCCGUGUCCGCCGAGGACGUCUCCGAGGCCGAGGAGGGGCCGCCGCAGAUUUCGUUCCGGCGCUUCGAGCUCGGCGACGUGGCGCUCUUCCUGCCGACGGGCGCCGGCGACGGGCGCAAGUCGUACCUGGCCUUCCACCACGGCUGCCCGCACCGCUACCUCGCUCCGUCGAGCGUCGAGGCGAUCCGGGCGGCGCACCAGCGCUACCCGGACUUCAUCCUUGGCCGCGUGACGCGGUGCGACGCGCGCGAGGCCUCGGACGCGGACAACCCGUUCCGCCUGCCGCCCGGCACGGCGUUCCACGUGCUGACCGUCGAGAGCCUCUGA
Molecule: messenger RNA, 2650 nt
Organism: Pelagomonas calceolata
Lineage: Eukaryota; Pelagophyceae; Pelagomonadales; Pelagomonadaceae
Source: the annotation of a GenBank genome assembly